AUGACGCCGACAUCAGCCCUGCUCCUCGCCUUUCUUGGCCUGUGCGCCCUGAGCACCGUCGAUGCCGCAGUGCCCCUAGUGACGAAAAUCGUCUUCUUCAACUCUUCAUACACAGACGCUAACCACAAAGCCGAAACGGGUGACGACAAGUACAGUAUCGAACUGCGCGAAUGGAACACCUUCGGCCGCAGUUAUCCCUUUGGUGGAUGCUCGGGCAACAUGUACGGAUUUGAUGAAAACUGCACAAUCACGGCGCUCGCGGGUGACGACGCGGGCAAAUUCUGGGAAUCGACUGACUUUUUCCUGCGCAUCCGAAUCAAGAGCAGCCUGAUGCCCGAUAAGGAAGCCGUCCGAUGCAUCGGCUUGGACAAGCAGUCAGAGAACAGUGUCCGGCACUACGUCGGAUCGCUGAAGGUCGGCGACCAUAAAUGCGCCUUCCACCACGACAAAUUUGACGGGUCGAACUGGGCCAAGGGUCAAGUGCGCCAGUGCAUCUCGUGCUGCGAUGACAAAUGGGAGAAUGACUGCGACGGUGGAUAUGUCGGUUCGCUGAUGCCAUACGCCACUAAAGCCCUUCCAUUA
Molecule: messenger RNA, 582 nt
Organism: Mesorhabditis spiculigera
Lineage: Eukaryota; Metazoa; Nematoda; Chromadorea; Rhabditida; Rhabditidae
Source: the annotation of a GenBank genome assembly